AUGCUUAUUUUUGAAGAAAGUUUGACUCGCCGUUACGUAGCAGCGGGAAUACUUUUGGUUUCUCUGGGUGUCUCUUUCUUGAAAGAAUUUUGGGAAUAUAUGAUUGUUGUUGGUGACAUCAUCAGAGUAGCAGACGGUGAGGUUUUUCCAGCUGACCUCCUGUUGCUGUUAUCGAGCAACGCAGAUGAAACGUGCCUUGUGGAAACUUCAAAAUUGGAUGGAGAGAAUAAUCCAAAAGUACGUCGUGCUUUAGGAUGGGCAUGCAGUUUAAAGGACAAGUGGAUUGGAUCAUUUCGUUGUGAGAUCCAAUGUGAGCCUCCGAAUAAAAACUUGAAGGCGUUUGUAGGAAAAAUGAUCGUGGGCAAGGAGACGUAUGAUUUAGGCGAGUUUUAG
This is a messenger RNA of Enterobius vermicularis (human pinworm), 393 nucleotides long. NCBI's taxonomy places the organism in Eukaryota, Metazoa, Nematoda, Chromadorea, Rhabditida, Oxyuridae. The record is from the annotation of a GenBank genome assembly.